Protopolystoma xenopodis is the source of this 939-nucleotide messenger RNA. Lineage: Eukaryota; Metazoa; Platyhelminthes; Monogenea; Polystomatidea; Polystomatidae. The record is from the annotation of a GenBank genome assembly.
CCGGUGCCUUCGGCUCCUCUUCCCUUCGGCCCCAGGCAGCCGCCGCAACGACUGCCCGCCCACUCAGACGCAGGACCGACGGUAUCGGCGAUCUAUCGGCACCGGUUGCUGAGUCCCGCCGCGUCGUCUGCCGUUAACGCGCCCAUCGCCUUUUCGAGCGAGUUCGACGAGGACGCUGUGACUUUGGGCCAACAGAUCGCCCUCGCCUCGGCGUUCGCCUAUUCGCGUCAGCCGGUCGCCAGUCCGUCUCGCCGAGCCCAGCUUCACCGGGACUCGGAGCCGACCGCGUUGAGCCAAUCGCGCUCCGCCGACGUUACCGACGCAGUCGACGCCACCUUCGUCGAGUCGACGUCGUGGCUGCGCGGCUCCGUCGACGCGCCGACUCACGAGGCCUGGCUCAAGCCGACCUCCAACUGGCUCCCUCUUGACGACACCUCGACGUUUGUCCCGAUGCCGACGCCGACGCCGACGCCAACGUCGACAUCGACGUUUGUCGGUCGCAGCCCGCAACUGCGUGUGCACGCGUCUCUGCCCAACGCCUACUGCGUAGAGACCGAGGCCGGGCGACGCGCCCCUCUGGCCCUCGACUCGACGCCACCCACUGCCACGUGGUACGGCGGAUUCGGACCCGGCGCUCCUGCCGGCUUGUCCAGCUUCGGCUGCAACCACAACCACAUCCACAAUCACAAUCACAAUCACAAUCACAAGCUCAACCUUAACCACAACCGCCACGUCCUCGGAUCGGCCGAUGCCGCCGGUGGGCUCGGCGGCCAGUACGACUCGGAGGAGGAUUCGGUAGGCAGCUUGUCACGGUCUCACCCGUUUUGGUACCACCGGCGCCCGGUCAAGUUGGCCGCUGGCGCCGAUUGGUCACCGGACACGGUGAUCCAGUCGAAAUGGAAAUAUCUCGUCCGCGGACUCUUCUUUCGUAGCAAAUGA